Cyprinus carpio (common carp) is the source of this 1111-nucleotide messenger RNA. RefSeq lists its product as uncharacterized. Lineage: Eukaryota; Metazoa; Chordata; Actinopteri; Cypriniformes; Cyprinidae. Bases 73 to 849 code for a protein of 258 amino acids. The record is from RefSeq and is a predicted model, not a curated record. The transcript has 5 exons.
GCCACUGGAUUCCUGGAGGAAAGGCUGCAGAAUGUCAGGAAGCGGCUGAGAUCAACCAGCAAGUCGCGGAGCAUGGCACAGACGACACCAGCACAAAUGCCAAAUGAUGGCGCUCUUGCCAGGGCUCUCAUACCAGAAUGUACCAUAUCAGAUGAAUGUGUGUCACAGUUUAAAGAAUGGUUGAGAAAAAAUUCUCAGCCCCUCCGCCAGAUAGAGACCUACAUGCAGAACACGGCAGUCUACAGGGCCAAGUGGAUUAGGGACAACAAUUGGACCAUCGAUCAGAUCCUCGAAGAGUUCCCUCGCUUAAUGACCAAAGGCAUGGUAGGUAUAGGGAAAUAUGAGAUUGCACAGGACUUUCUUGUCCUAUAUGGGGAUGCUGCAUCAAAGUUGUUUGAAACUUGGCUACCCAUUUAUGCUGAGAAGAUCCUGUACCUGGCAAGACAGGAGGGGAAGCUAACAUUGCCCCUGGAUGGAUUAACACCAGAUGGUGUUGGGGAACUCGCCCUGAGACAGUUGCCAGCCUUGCUUCCACCUACAACUUACAAAGUUGGCCGUGGCCGCGGUGUGAAAGUAGUUCGCCACACCAUUCAGGAAUGCAGCUUUGCCUUCAUCGACCAUAAGCCUCCUGGAAUAAACAUGGUGGAGUACCAUGAGGCCAAGGCAUGCAAGCCAUACCCCCACAUCCUGACACUGGGAAAUGAUCAGAGUGCAUUUCAGGCCUUCGUCAUAAUAGCUGGACAGGCCCUGGAACAAGAAACACUGCUUCAGGCCAUUGAUGUCUGCUUCAAGGCAUUCUUCAUCUUUGUGCCCAUUGUGAACAUGUGUGGGAAUUCAUACAGAAUGUGAUAUAUGAACUCCCAGGAGGGGAGUCUGAAAUGGUUAAGUUUAUUAAAACUAGAAUACUCGCUUGCAAGUAGAGCUAAUGGCUCUUAAAAGCAGCAUUUAGGAAUUUGAAUUUGUUCAAUAUAGAGCUGCUGACUUUUGGCCUGUGGAAUGUUCAGCCAGUUCAAUCGAAAUUGUUGUUUUGCUCUGAAUGUUUUCCAACCUGAGUGAACUGCACCAGUUCCACUAUAUUGUCGAUAUUAAUGUAAUACAUUUUUUCAAAGAU